Messenger RNA from Clupea harengus (Atlantic herring), 3572 nucleotides. Its product is annotated as dual specificity protein phosphatase 7-like. NCBI's taxonomy places the organism in Eukaryota, Metazoa, Chordata, Actinopteri, Clupeiformes, Clupeidae. Gene Ontology annotation, cellular component: cytoplasm; cytosol. Gene Ontology annotation, molecular function: MAP kinase tyrosine/serine/threonine phosphatase activity; protein tyrosine/threonine phosphatase activity; MAP kinase tyrosine phosphatase activity. The record is from RefSeq and is a predicted model, not a curated record. Gene Ontology annotation, biological process: negative regulation of MAPK cascade; peptidyl-tyrosine dephosphorylation.
CCAUUGUAACUUAAACCAUACCACAUUACGCUCAGUGAAGGCGUGCUUGACCCAGAAGAGCGAAGACGCUGUAAUUAAGUGGAUGUAGCUUAAUAACCGUUGUGAGGUGAACAGCUCUGUCUGGAGGACACCUGUGUUUUGGUUCAUAAGUGAGGAAGCGUGUACGACCUGUCGCGUGAACGGGUUCCAUCACUCCCGCUCGAACACACGGAAUGUCGUCAUGAAAUCCCGCAUCCUGAACAACCAGUGUUGAGAGUUAGGCUACCUUGCUAUUACUGUAGUUUAUGAGUCGACGCGUUCGUUGUAAAAACACCGAUUACCAACAGUAUUGUAAAAAUGUGAUACAAAGUUAUCGACUCGUAGAACAUGAUGACGGGUAAAAGUGUAGAUUGGCUGCAAGUGGAAUUAGAAUCUGGUGGGAAUUCGCUGUUGCUGCUGGAUUGCAGAUCGCAUGAGGUCUAUGAGUCAUCUCACAUCGAGACUGCUAUCAAUUUGGCGAUACCGGGGUUGAUGCUUCGCAGAUUUAAAAGAGGAAAUCUACCGAUUCGAUCAUUGAUUCCGAAUAAUGAGGAUAAGGAAAAGUUCAUACGGCAGUGCAAGACGGACACAGUGAUUUUGUACGAUGAAUGCACUUCGGAGAUGCACUCUGGAACGAGUUCAGUUUUAGGACUUCUCCUACAGAAGCUUUGGGACGAAGGGUGCCAAGCAUACUACCUGGGAGGGGGGUUUGCGUCAUUUCAGACUGAGUACCCAGAGCACUGCGAGACUCUGCUGGACGUGUCCUGCCCCAGCACCUCACCUCCCGCCUCCGUCCUGGGCCUGGGCGGCCUCCGGAUCAGCUCCGACUGCUCGGACGGCGAGUCGGACCGGGAGCUGUGCAGCGCCACGGAGAGCGAUGAGAGCCCGCUGUCGAGCGCCCAGGCGGCCUUCCCUGUGGAGAUCCUCCCCUACCUGUACCUGGGCUGUGCCAAGGACUCCAGCAACCUGGAUGUACUCGGCAAGUACAACAUCAAGUACAUCCUCAACGUGACGCCCAACCUGCCCAACAUGUUCGAACACGAAGGCCACUUCAGGUACAAGCAGAUCCCCAUCUCAGAUCACUGGAGCCAGAACCUGUCCCAGUUCUUUCCAGAGGCCAUCUCCUUCAUCGAUGAAGCACGCUCUAAACGGUGUGGUGUGCUGGUGCACUGCCUGGCCGGCAUCAGCAGGUCGGUGACAGUGACGGUGGCCUACCUGAUGCAGCACCUCAGCCUGUCUCUCAACGACGCCUACGACUUCGUCAAGCGCAAGAAGUCCAACAUCUCGCCCAACUUCAACUUCAUGGGCCAGCUCCUGGACUUCGAGAGGACGCUGGGGCUGAGCAGCCCGUGUGACAACUGCCCGGACAGCGCACAGCUAUACUUCUCCACGCCGACCAAUCACAACGUUUUCCAGCUGGACACUCUGGAGACGACAUGAGGGUGGAUAUUUUUUGUGGCCCGUGAUGAUCCCAUUUGAAAGGGGAACCUGUCUGGGGAGAACUAUCACUUGAGGACCAAAGCUAUUCUAGGAGAGCUUGACGUGAAUUCAGACGCGAUGAAAAAGGUUGUUGUCUGGUUCCAGGAACUUGUUAGUCGGAAAAUUAUGCACAUAUGGUGCAACGAAUUUAUGAAAUGGAGACGGCGAAAAAGAGAAGAAGGACACGUAUUCGUUGGACGUGCUUAUGAACUGAAACUCUCUAUGAAGCCACAGUAUGGUGGAGAACAUUCAGUCCUUUUCUAGGAAAAAAUGUAUUUCUGUGUACACUUUAAAAAGCUCUCGGAGAAACACACUCAUAUGCAUGAAUGUUUAAUUUCAUAAUGAUGUAAUGAUAUAAAAUGUAUUUUAAUAGAGUUGGGUCACUUUAGACUUAGUAAACAAGACCGAACAAGGUCGUCUGAAAACCAAAUACUAUGCUAAACAUCAAUGCUUAUUGCUAACAUAAGACUUAAAAAAAGAAAAAGAAAAAAAGAUAUUUUUUGAAGGGCUCAUUUUUGGUAAUAAAUGACAUGCAAUAGAUGCUUAAGCCAUAGCCCUCACUACAGAUUAUAAUAUAACUUCAGUCCUUUUUAAUGUCUUAUACAUAGAAUGUACAGUGAGCAAACCUUCUGAUAGUAGCUGUUUACUGUCAGUAUGCCCCAUUACAGCUAGUCAGUCUGCCAUUGCAAGUCACAUGUUGUGUGAAAUCGUGAGAGCAUUGAUGGUUCAUCCCGUGGGAUCGUCACUGGGAAGUUUAAGACUCCAACCAAAAGAUUGCAUUUACUCUGGGAUAAUCUACACCACCUACAAGCCUUGCAUAACCAGCAUCUGUACCCUGUUGUAAUGUAUGUAUUCCGUAAUGUAUGUAUUCCAUAAUGUAUAGCCAUUCUCGAAAAAACGACUGUUAUGCGCAUGUCUGUGGCCCUGAAGGGCCUGGUUUCAAAACGAGGGGAUGUGUGUGUGUGUGUGUGUGUGUGUGUGUGUGUGUGUGUGUGAGUGUGUGUGAGAGAGAGAGAGAGAGAAAGAGAGAGAGAGUGGUAGGAAUUUGCAGGGGGUCGUUGAGAUGAAGUAUACUUACAAUUUACAUACGAAGAAAAAGCACAGAGUGCAAAGAAGAUCCUACCGGGACCAAAGCUUUUACACAGCAUUUCUUAUACGGUACCCUAUAGAGGGCAAUGGGUGUCUUUAAGCUGGCCUUAAAUUACCAUAGCAUUUCUAAUGACUGUUAUUAAAUGUAUGUUUUUUCUCUGCAGUUCUCCACAAGGAUGGCAUGUCAAAUAUUAUGUACUAUUAACCAUAAUGACCAAAUGAAUUUGAAUUUUUUUCUUUUACAGGAAACACUCACUGAGACACAUAGACAUUGGUUUUGCAUAUCACACCACUUCACACUGAGCUAUGUCACGCAGUUGUUUUGUUAGUGGGACUGGUUGCUCAGUUCUGAAAAGCCUGUAAGAAUCCACUGAUGGUCAUGGUCAUAUCAUUCCUGUUGCCUUUUUUUCAUGAUGAAUUUCCAGUUCAACCAAUAGAAUUGGAAGCUCCUGACUAUAUGGUUCAUCCUGUAUUGAAGAGGGUUUUCAUAAACACAGUGUUUCUGGUGUGACUUAUUGACCCAUGACUUUAAGGUUGUUUUUUCUUCUUUUAUUUCUUUUCUUCUUCUCCUACUGAAGGAAAGUGAUCGCUAUAUGUCUAUCAACACUAAUGGAAGUGCUUGUAUGAUGUAAAAAAAAGUAUCAAUGGAACUGAUGCCAAUGACAGCCAGCUUGUCAGCGCAACAAAUUAGAGAGAUUUGCAAAUCUCGGGUGUGUUUCAGGGAUUUUAAAAUGCGCUCACCAUUCAUUUUAGCCUCUAAUACUUGUCAAAGUGCUGUUGUAUGGAUAUGCAUUUGUUUAAAAUGCAAGCUUCAGUAAUAUGAUAUUCUGUAUACUGUAUUUACUACACAAUAAGGGGUUCAUUGUGCUGUUCAUGAAGGUUUCGAUUCUACUGAUGUAUUUCAUGACCAGUGAAAUAUCUGUUUAUACGACAAAUAAAUGAGGUAUCAUUUUUCCUGUCAGAAAAAUGAUUUCCUUGUAAAAGUA